Molecule: messenger RNA, 1471 nt
Organism: Schistosoma rodhaini
Lineage: Eukaryota; Metazoa; Platyhelminthes; Trematoda; Strigeidida; Schistosomatidae
Source: the annotation of a GenBank genome assembly
GACAUUGACCUUGACGCUCUGGACUGCUGAAGUUUGACUCCUGUUCCAUGGUAGAAAAACAUACGUAUCUGACCGAUCGUUAACCCCUGUGAUUAUUCAUCGAAAUGGGCCUCAUUAAUAGCGUUAAUAAAUCAGAUGAUCUCCAGUGUUUGUUCGACGAAUACAAGACGAGAAUUAAAGCAAAAGCUCACCUACCUUCUAAUCCAUCUAAGCCUCUAAUUCAGUUCCUACAAUCAGUCAGUGAAUCCAUGUUCAACAAACGAAAAUCUAUGUGCUUUAGUGUUAGUCUUUUAGAUCAUGAUUUCAAAGAGAUUCGUCAAGGCCUGAUAACAGUAAGAGUUUACGAUAUUAAGUUUCAAUAUGUACAUAAUGACCAAACUGUUGUUCUUCUCUGGCCACUUCACGGUUUACGAUGGUAUGGGAGGAAUAAAUCCUUAUUUUUGUUUCAGUCUGGCAGUCGAUGCAAGUUAGGUCCAGCACUUUUCAUAUUUAAAUGUAAACAUCCUAAAAGACUGGUUUCCUGUAUUGAAAAACGAAUAAAUUCUCUCUUGCAUUUGUAUCGAAAUAUGACGUCUGUCAUAAAAUAUUUGCAUCCAAUACAAGAAUUGUGUCUAGAUCGCAAAGAAACUUACUCAUCAUCAAGAUCAGAACUCGAAAUAAGAUCAAUUGGUUUUUCCAACUCAUUAAACAAAGAAAAUGAAGAAAAAUCUCAUUCGAUUGAAUCUCUCCGAUCUCCGUCAUCUGUAGUGUUCAUUUGCGGUCCAGAUGACUAUCUUCUACCACGCAAUAUAUCUGAGCAAAACACGCUUACUUUUGAUCCUGUUACACAAAUGCCUGAUUCUCGUGUAGAAUUAUCAACAAUUAGACAGAUAUAUUUAGAUCUACCAAAUGGAAACUACCUUGAAGCUGCCCUUGCUCCUAACUUACCAUUGAUAAGUGACACUCAAAAUAACAGUAACUCAGAACAUGGAAGAUAUGUUGUAAUUGCUUUAUCACCACACUUCAACAGCCCCUCCACGGAUUUAGUGAUAAACUCCCAUCCCCGAUUUAAAAAAUGUCCAAAUAAUAUUUAUUUUCCGGAACCCAUGUGAUAACUUUUCAAAACUUUUAUAAUAUAUUGCUUUGUUUAAUUACAGUGCUGUAUUGCUUUAUUUAUGAAACGUCACGUGACGAUAAUAUUUUUUAUGAUAUACUGACGAUAUGUUACUAGUGAAUAACUUGCUCAUUAACCUAAAUGUGCUACUACUAACCGUUGGACUACAGUUUCAAAAUAUGCUCCCAUUCGGUUUGAGUAAUAUUGCUAACUCACACAUAAUGAAUGUGGCCAGAUGAAUACCAAACAAACACUUGGUAUUGUUGUCAAGUCAUUAAUUUUAUAUCAGUAAGAAGUAAAGUAAUUUCCACCAGUUGAUUCUGAGAACACCCUAUCACUGAACAUGGUAUCAUAAAUUUGUUUAUCAAAAGAGCAGAG